Oppia nitens is the source of this 1818-nucleotide messenger RNA. Its product is annotated as L-sorbose 1-dehydrogenase-like. The coding region runs from base 1 to 1818 and encodes 605 amino acids. Lineage: Eukaryota; Metazoa; Arthropoda; Arachnida; Sarcoptiformes; Oppiidae. The record is from RefSeq and is a predicted model, not a curated record. The transcript is spliced from 5 exons. Gene Ontology annotation, molecular function: flavin adenine dinucleotide binding; oxidoreductase activity, acting on CH-OH group of donors.
AUGACUUUAAUUAUAGCGAGUCUGUCAUUACAAUUGAUUACAAUAUCUAUAAUAACACUUCAGAGACAAUUACAGCACUUGAAUAUAAGUUCCCGAAAGACAUGGAACUCAACAUAUGAUUAUAUAGUAGUGGGCGCCGGAAGUGCCGGCUCUGUAGUGGCCGCACGACUAUCGGAAAAUUUAGCUGUAAAUGUCUUAUUACUGGAAGCGGGCGGAGCUGAGACUGCCAUUACGGAUAUGCCGGCCAACUAUUUUUCAAUUACCGGUAAUCCAGAGUUUGACUGGAAUUAUCUAAUUACAGAUCAGCCAUUUAUAGCUCGUGCCUACAAUCAGCCGAUUCAUAUGUCAGUCGGCAAAGUUUUGGGCGGUUCAUCCACAUUAAGUGGAAUGGUAUACAACAGAGGAAAUCGUAAUCAUUUUGAUGAAUGGCAUUCAAGAUAUGGCUGUUUGGGCUGGAAUUACGACAAUAUUCUGCAAUACUUUUUGAGAGCCGAAAAUAAUACGGAUACCAAUUAUUUAACUAAAAAUGCCAAAUAUCAUAGCAAUACGGGACCGUUAACUGUGUCUUCAGAUUGGAGUCAUAUAAAUGUUUUGCCUAUUUUUCAAGCAUUUCUCGAUACGGCUGUUAUGGCCGGCUAUCCAACAAUUGAUGUUAACGGUCCAACACAGGAGGGCUCGACAUUAUUUCAGCACACAAUAAAAGAUGGGACAAAAGUAACCACUUCUGGUGCUUAUAUCGCGCCUAACAUUAAUCGCACGAAUUUACAUGUCGUCACUCGAGCCAGUGCUACAAGAAUUAUAUUCAGAGGACUGACUGCCAAAUCCAUUGUAUUCACGCGUAAUGGCAUUGAAUAUACAGUUAAUGCCAAUCGCGAAAUCAUAUUGUCUGCGGGCAGUAUAGGAUCGGCAAAACUACUGAUGCUUUCGGGUAUUGGACCUCAAGAUCACCUCAACAGUCUAAAUAUACCCGUCCUGUCAAACUUGCCGGUGGGCAACAACUUUCACGACCACACUUCAGUUGUACUCUAUUAUGAUGUCCUCAAUCAAAGUCGUUCCUAUGAUUUAGUUGAACUGACGGUUCAAAAUCUAUACGACUAUUAUGUGAACUCUUCGGGAACACUGACUAUGUUUCCAAAUGCGGCCACAUAUCAGGUCACACCUGUUAACAAUCAAUAUGAUUGGCCCGAUAUUAUGACCGAAAUGACCCGAAGCAAUAAUUUAUGGCAAAACUUGUCGGAUAUUAUGCGACAAUAUGGAUCUAAUGUGGAGGAAUGGCAAGACUAUUGGAGACCAUAUGUUGGCCGAAGACUUAUUUUAAUGUACAAUCAAUUGGUUAGACCUCGAGCUCGUGGAACAGUAAGACUGUCAUCUAGUGAUCCAAAUGCAAUGCCUUUAGUUAAUCCUAACUAUUUGGGAGAUCCCUAUGAUAUGGAAGCAAUGGUUAGUGGUGUGAGAAAUAUGAUAACUCGCAUAUCAACUACCGGUCCAUUUGGCCAACAAACUAGACGUAUAUCAACAACAAUACCCGGUUGUAUAAAAUGUGGUAACGACGAGACUUGCGACUCAUAUUUACGAUGUUUGGUCAGACAAACAGCACAAGCAGUUUAUAGACACGUGGGCACCUGUAGGUGUGGAUCAACCACUGAUAGUCAAGCAGUGGUUGAUGAAAGGCUUCGAGUAAUUAAUGUAAAGAACCUGCGAGUGAUUGACUCAUCUAUUAUGCCUCAAGUGGUCAAUAGUAACCAUUUGGCCGCAACCGUAAUGAUAGCUGAGUUUGGAUCUCAAAUGAUUAAAGACGAUAUAAAUCGUAUCGUUUAA